AAGCAAAUAAGACAAAUAAGGCGGGUUGAUUUUCCGGACACAUUCAUUGUUGCAUCAGAUACCGGGACCAGAGAGAUAUGGCAGGAGACCAAGCCUUUGAUUAUGGCUUCUUACUGCGCAUAAGCGAGGACGGCCGCAGGGCCGAGGCUCUGAACGAGUACCUGAGCAGCCGCAGUUACCUGGCAGGCUACGGGCCCUCGCAGGUGGACACAGACGCAUUCAUGCUUUUUCACGGUUCGCCUCCUUCAUCGCAGCAUGUGCACGCUCUGCGCUGGUACAGGCACAUAGCCACACUGCAGCCUGGAACCGACGGCCAGGCCUCAUACUCCACAAAGGGAAAGAGAGUGCAGCCUUCGUGGUCUCCACCGGAGGGAAGUGAACUCCCAAAUCUUAGACUUUACAACAGCCUGACUCGGACCAAGGAGCUGUUUGUCCCUCAGCAUGGGAAAAAGGUUUUGUGGUACUGCUGUGGCCCCACCGUCUAUGAUGCUUCCCACAUGGGUCAUGCCAGGUCCUACAUUUCUUUCGACAUCCUAAGAAGAAUCUUGAUGGACUAUUUCAAAUAUGACGUCUUCUACUGCAUGAACAUCACCGACAUUGACGACAAAAUCAUUAAACGAGCCAGACAGAAUCACCUGCUGGAGCAGUACAGAGCCAAAAAGCCCAAAGCCUCCCAGAUCCUGCAGGACGUCUUAACUGCUAGAGAGCCCUUUAAAGUCAAGCUCGCAGAAACCACAGACCCAGAUAAAAAGCAGAUGUUGGAGAGACUGGAUGCAGCGGUGACUGCUGCACUGACUCCACUACAGGGAUCGAUGAAAAGCGGAGCUGAGGAUGCUAUCGUUCAGAGUCAGGCUGAGGUUUUACUAGAAGAAGCCAAGGACCUUUUGUCUGAUUGGUUGGAUUCCCAGUUUGGCAGCCAAGUAACAGAAAACUCAAUAUUCUCCCUCUUACCGAAAUACUGGGAGGGAGAGUAUCACAAAGACAUGGAAGCCCUCAAUGUUCUUCCACCUGAUGUCCUCACACGGGUCAGUGAAUAUGUUCCGGAGAUUGUGGAGUUUGUAAAGAAAAUAGUGGACAAUGGAUACGGUUAUGAGUCUAAUGGCUCAGUGUAUUUCGACACUGCCAAGUUUGAUGCUAGUUCAGAACAUUCGUAUGCUAAACUGGUGCCAGAAGCAGUGGGUGACCAGAAGGCUCUGCAGGAGGGAGAAGGAGACUUGAGUAUCUCAGCAGACCGGCUGAGUGAGAAGCGUUCACAGAAUGACUUUGCCCUGUGGAAGGCCUCUAAACCUGGAGAACCGUCCUGGGAUUCUCCAUGGGGAAAGGGACGACCUGGUUGGCACAUCGAGUGUUCAGCCAUGGCUGGCUCCAUAUUAGGCUCAUCUAUGGAUAUUCAUGGAGGAGGAUUUGACUUGCGUUUCCCUCAUCACGACAAUGAACUGGCGCAGUCCGAGGCCUACUUUGACAAUGACCACUGGGUACGCUAUUUCUUGCACACGGGCCACCUUACCAUCGCCGGCUGCAAGAUGUCUAAGUCCCUGAAGAACUUUAUCACCAUUAAAGAUGCCCUCGCAAGAAACACAGCAAGGCAGCUGCGCCUGGCCUUCCUCAUGCACUCGUGGAAGGACACACUGGAUUACUCCUGUAACACCAUGGAGUCUGCCAUUCAGUACGAGAAGUUCAUGAAUGAGUUCUUCUUGAAUGUGAAAGAUAUCCUCAGGACUCCCACUGAUAUCACAGGUCAAUUUGAGAAAUGGGAGGCGGAGGAGAUCGACCUGAACAAAAGUUUCUAUGAGAAGAAAGAAGGAGUUCACGAAGCUCUAUGCGACAAUAUCGACACACGUACAGCGCUGGAGGAAAUGAGGGCUCUGGUGGGUCAGAGCAACACCUACAUGGCUGCAAGAAAGAGUGCCAGACUCCUGCCUAACCGUAUGCUGCUCCAGAGCAUUGCUCAUUACCUCACCGACAUGUUCAAGACAUUUGGGGCAAUCGAGGGAACAGAACCCAUUGGAUUUCCUGUUGGAAGAAAUGACCAAAAUGUUGAUCUGGAGAGUACAGUCAUGCCCUAUUUAAAGGUGCUCUCAGACUUCAGGGAAGCUAUCAGAAAAAUUGCAAGGGAACAAAAAGUGACCGAAGUACUGCAGCUGUGUGACACGGUCAGAGAUGACAUCCUGCCUGAGCUCGGAGUCCGAUUAGAAGAUCAUGAAGGACUCAACACUGUGGUGAAGUUAGUGGACAGAGAGACUCUACUCAAGGAGAGGGAGGAGAAGAAGAAGCUGGAGGAGGAGAAGAGAAAGAAGAAAGAGGAGGCGGCCAGAAAGAAACAGGAACAAGAGGUGGCUAAACUGGCAAAAAUGAAAAUUCCACCUAGUGAGAUGUUCCGCUCAGAAACUGACAAGUACUCCAGCUUUGAUGACACGGGUUUCCCUACACAUGACACAGAAGGGAAGGAGCUUAGCAAGGGACAGACCAAAAAGCUUCGCAAGCUUUACGAAGCUCAGGAAAAACUGUACAACGAGUACCUCCAGGCAACCCAGAACGGAAGCUGAGAACACCGAGAGUGCUGCAACAAUCCGCCCAUAGUGUUUGCUCACCUUUUUGUACUGUGAUGGUUAUUAGAUAUAAAACAGCACGGAUUUCAGACGUCACUUGUCAUGGUGCUAUGUCAGUGUCUAUAGUCUUAUUUACAUGAUAGGAAACGGAUGAUGUCAUUGUGUUGGUGCUUUACAACCAUUGCUUUGGAAACAGGAAUAUGUUGACUCUGAUAAGCUCGAAGCUUUGUUUUAAAGCUGACAAGAAACGAGAAAGGUGUUGGAAUGUCAUUUUUCUAAUACAGAAGGCUUUUAUAUGGUAUUUGAAGGGUAUUUAAUGAGCAGCAAAAUGACUUAAUAGUCGAUGUUAUAGAACAUCAGUAUGUAUGUGAAAUAUUAUCCAGCCAUGAAUUAUAUUAUAACAGGCAGGGGUUUUUUUCUAAAGCAGUGUUUGCAGUUACCAAUAAAAUGACUCGCCUAACCAGCAUAAUGAUAAAAGGUGUAAUUUCUCUAACUCUACCUUAAUAAUGGAUUAUAAAGAAAUUUGGCAAGGAAAAAUAAAUCUUUUUUUUUAAUGAUUGUGUGCUUGCUCAAGGUAGGAAGAGGUUCUGUGCAGCUAUUCUUAAAAAAAAAAAAAAAAAAAAAAAAAUGAAGCAAAAUAAAAACCAAAUUGUGGAAUUGUAGCUACAGCUUUGUGAUCCUUAGUGAUCCUGAUGCUUGUUUUCAGAAUGGAUGAUUAUAGGAUUUUGAACAUACCGUUUUAUAUAUUUUUCAACUUCAGCCUUGUCAGUGAUUUAAUAAAAUCAAAAUGGACCGCUAAAAAAUCAGCACAUUGAAAUAAAAUGUAUUUUGAACGAUGUAUAGACACAAAAACGUGUAUGUAUAUACUGCUAACAGUGACGUGUUAUACAUAAUUUGACCCAAAUUAUUUCUGUAAGAACCAGUCUAGUUAAUUUAUAUACCUGUGUUAUUGAUUAAGUUUAUGUGCACAUCAAUAUUCUAAUAUUAAUUGGAUUUUGCCAAUAUUCUAAUUAGUAUUGAGUCAUAUGAAUCCUGCAAUCUGAUUGCCCGAUUCAGAUUAAGACAAUAUUCUGAUUCCCACCCUUGGAAUAUGCCGAAUUUUAAUCAGAAAUUUGUUGCAUGUAAACACCUUAUUCAGAAAAUCCACUGAAAGGAGAUGUUGUAUAUGUGCAUGCUUCGUCCACAAGGAAUUGUGGUUAGGAAUGGCAGCAUCUUGAAUCUCCCGGGAAAUAACAGCAGGAAAGGAAAAGUGCAUGUAUACUGUAGCUCGGUAUACAGGAAUAUCCCAUGCAUGUAAGCAUAUGAAUAUCAUAUUCGGAAUGUGGCUGCAACCCGAAUAUAGAACAUAAAUGGAAUUUGAUGUGCAUAUAAACAUAGUCAUUGAAGCAGGAAUUUAAUUGCAAACUGAGAAUUUAUUGGAGUAGGAAUCCAGUCAUAAUAGGAUUGAGAAUAAUUACACACAAAUAUUUAAUUACUUUAAUUACAUUACAUAUCACUUUUAAUGUAUGUAACUUAUUGUGUUUAGCUAUAAGAUAACCUGCAUGAUAGUUGUUGUUUUUUUGUGAAUGCAUAGCUUUUUGUUUGUCAUCCUCUUUAAUGUACAUUAAAAUGUAUAAAUUUUUGUGAAGAUG
Ictalurus punctatus (channel catfish) is the source of this 4180-nucleotide messenger RNA. RefSeq names its product cysteinyl-tRNA synthetase 1 (gene cars1). Gene Ontology annotation, biological process: cysteinyl-tRNA aminoacylation. Lineage: Eukaryota; Metazoa; Chordata; Actinopteri; Siluriformes; Ictaluridae. Gene Ontology annotation, cellular component: cytoplasm. The transcript has 23 exons. The record is from RefSeq and is a predicted model, not a curated record. Bases 78 to 2546 code for a protein of 822 amino acids. Gene Ontology annotation, molecular function: cysteine-tRNA ligase activity; ATP binding.